Cynara cardunculus var. scolymus (artichoke) is the source of this 2499-nucleotide messenger RNA. RefSeq lists its product as uncharacterized. NCBI's taxonomy places the organism in Eukaryota, Viridiplantae, Streptophyta, Magnoliopsida, Asterales, Asteraceae. Bases 1 to 2499 code for a protein of 832 amino acids. The transcript has 3 exons. The record is from RefSeq and is a predicted model, not a curated record.
AUGCCAGACCAACUUCUGGCUGCCAUUAAAAGCGUAUAUGGUUCGGCUACGGCUCUACCAACGACAACUCUCGUGCUGCCAUUAAAGGCGGAGAAGGUGAAACCAGUGAAGGAUCAGCUUUCAAGMGUACAUCCUGAAGUGUUAUUAUUUCUUUCCAAGAUAAAGCGCCUUUCAGUCAAGGAAGAUAAUGAGGAUCCUAGCCUCAAAACUGUGAACGCAAUAUCUAUCUCCAAAGAGAUAAACUUUGUUACUUCGAAGAGCAUGGAUGCUGAUUCCUACACUCUUUAUCUUACUGCUGAAGAUAUUGGUGAUGAAGUUGACGGAGAAUGUGGCUACCAUAUGUGGAAACAAAGAUUUCCUGUGAAGGAGGAGUAUAAAGUUGAUGYUAGAAUGGAAGUAGAGGAGUGGGUWAUCACACUGGCUUUUCCAAUUGGGAGAAGACUCAAAAGAGGGUCAAGCUUACCGGGUAUCUAUUCAUUUUUACCCACUGAGACGAUCACAAACUUUCCCUUCAUAAUCCAAGCUGAUUUUCUCUUGGCAUCAUCAAGGGAAAAUAUCCUCUGGGAUAACAAAYGGAACAAGGGAAUUCUCGAUUGUGUUCCCAUUGCCUUUUUAAAUGCGUUCACGCAACUGGUGAAGUCCACCGAAGAUGCUCCUGUUUCCAGUCUCCCCAAUAUGUUUUGGUUUUUACCCAUCAGUGAAUCAUCUCAUUCAAAACUGAACCUUGUCCGGGAUGCAAUUAAAACCAAAGUAAUGAAUGAGACCAUCGUUCCUUGUGAGUCAUACACUGGUCAAAAGUUGUUCCGUAAGCCCAAUGAAGUUGGUAGGCUGAAGCUUUCUUUUUGGAGCAUAUUGAACAAAGCCCGGCAACAAGGCGUGAAAAUCAGUGAUAUUUCAUCCCAUGGAUCUUAUAUUCUUGCCUCUUCUUUUGACAAAGCGGAGUACGACGCUGUUCUAGACUUUCUUGAAAUCCAAUCUGUAGAUAAUGAAUGGUAUGCAAAAUGCAUAUCUGGUUCCAACCUCGUUAUGGGCGUGUCCGAGGAUCUUUACAUACAGCUUCUGGUAUUCAUUGCUGAGGGUUGGGGGUCGUUUCAUAACACGGACAUCAAAAAUAUACCAAUCAUAAAGUAUGUUGGUAUGGAUGGGAAACGAGAUUUCUUCAAAAUCAAUCAAGUUUCACAGGGAGCUGGAAUGAAGUUGCUUGCUGUGGAUUCUUCUCACAUCGUCUCGUGGCUGAUUGAUUGGAAUACUGAAUUUCGUUGUUCAAAGGGCCAGUUUUUUUUGCCCAGAGACAUGCAAGAUGCCAUCGGAUGGUGUUUGACGAAUCAUACGUUAAAGAAGUGGCUAAGAGAUGUGGUUAAAGUUAAUUUCAUCAGUGUUCGUGAAUAUGCUGAGGGUCUUAGUCCUCUCAAUUAUGACCGAAAGCUGGCUGUUACCUAUGCCCAUUUUCUUUAUAGCUCGCUGGAAAAGCAGUAUCUGAUGAAGCAUGAGGUUGGGAAUCUGUGUGUUAACAUGCCGAUCGUUGAUAACUACGGGGUAGUAAAUGUAACAAGAAGUGGGGUUUUAGAACCUUCCAAUGGAAGCAAUUGGAUUAAACUUUUCGGUAAUAAUCCUUGGAGACAAGAUGGUUAUGUUGAGCUUGGAUUAGAUUAUACCCAACAGAAGAGUUAUGUUGGUAUUUCUACAUCUGGCAUUGAACUACUUUCAUUUCUUAGAAAGUAUGUAAAAGCCUCUGAUCUCCCUUAUUUACCUCCCCCUAAUGUUCCCAUUCCUACUUUGUCUUCCCACUUGGGUAAAGACAACACUUUUCUCCUUCUAAACUGGCUUCAGCAUUUAAGGACAAAAGGGUCUAGUUUGCCGGAAAGGUUUAUGUCAUCCAUUAAAAAUGGAUGCUGGUUGAAGAUCUCUUUGAGCCGCAGUUCUGGCCACAGGCCUCCUUCAGAAUCUUUCAUGCUAGACUCGAAAAUCGGUCGACUUCUACAGAAUGGAUCGGUGUURGUUGAUAUCCCGUUGCUAGAUGAGAGUUUUUACGGAGACGAGAUAAAAAACUACAAAGAGGAGUUACGAAUAAUCGGUGUUCGGUUUCAUGAUAAAGAUGCUUGUGAGUUCAUUGGUAAGCGGCUCAUGACGCUUACAGCUUCCUCAAAGCUUACUAGAGACAAUGUCCUUUCAAUGCUGAAGUUUAUUCGGUAUCUGGGAGAAAAUUAUCUCUCUCCAGAAAACCUCAUCAAUAGCAUCAAAGGAGAAAAAUGGCUUAGAACAUCUAAAGGUGAUAUGUCUCCAUCCAACUCUGUAUUGUUGUCUCAAGAAUGGACUGCUGCUUCACAAAUAAGUGAGAUUCCAUUCAUUGAUCAAGAUUACUAUGGCGAAGAACUACUUUCUUUCAAGAAAGAACUAAAAAUGCUGGGUGUUUUGGUGGAAUUCAAUCAGAGUUACCAGUUUGUUAUAGACAACCUCAAGUCUUCAUCUUCGUUGUCUUCAGGAGAAUGCAUGCUGUGA